AUGAGUGUUAUCAAGUUACCUAUUCCUCCAUUCGACGAUGUUACAGCACGUGAAAAAGUAAGAUUGGCCGAAGAUGCAUGGAAUUCACGUGAUCCGACAAGAGUAUCACAAGCCUACACCGUUGACACCAAGUGGAGAAAUAGAUCAGAGUUUAUCAAUGGCAGAGAACAGGUAGUUGAAUUUCUCACUAGAAAAUGGCAGAAGGAACAAGAGUAUCGACUGAUCAAAGAGCUGUGGGCAUACAAGGACAGCCGCAUUGCAGUGCGCUUUGCAUACGAGUGGAGAGAUCAUAGCGGUCAAUGGUGGCGUUCCUACGGCAAUGAGAAUUGGGAGUUCUCACCCGAAGGUUUGAUGCAAGUGCGUUACGCUUGCAUCAACGAUCUUGCCAUCACCGAACAACAACGACUCUACCAUUGGUCACAAGGAAGAAGACCUGAUGAUCAUAAAUCAUUAUCUGAAUUAGGAUUAUAA
Heterostelium album PN500 is the source of this 471-nucleotide messenger RNA. RefSeq names its product nuclear transport factor 2 family protein. The transcript has a single exon. NCBI's taxonomy places the organism in Eukaryota, Evosea, Eumycetozoa, Acytosteliales, Acytosteliaceae. The record is from RefSeq and is a predicted model, not a curated record. Bases 1 to 471 code for a protein of 156 amino acids.